CUACUACAAAUUUGACAUGAAGUUAAUUGUGGAAUUAUGAAGUUUCCAGAGCCCAUUCAUGUGCAUAGUUUUUAGGUGAAUUUUUGAGGAGCUUGAUAGAGAAGUUAGACGCAAAUAACUUGCAUAUACAGUAGAUCUUUCAAUACACUUCUAUUAAUCAAAUGCAUGCAGUAAUUGAUUGUAAAGCUUACAAUUCUUCUAUAUUGUUCACAGAAAAUAUUUAGUAAUUUUAGGAUAGUGGAGAAUACAGUUUAAAUUUAUAAACUCCACAAAUCCAAUUUUUGGGGGGAUUUCAUGAUCGGUGGGAUUUUUUAUACAUAUAAAUGGAAUAAAUGUCUGAAUAUUUAAUAUGUCUAAUAAACACAGCUCGAUAUAUUUAAAUUUUAAUUUGUAUACUCGGAUCUGUUAACAUAAACAAUUAGAAAAAAAAACUAUCGUCCAAUACACCGUUUUUAAGCUUGAUUUACCUUUCACUAUCAAGCCCAGAGGUUAUAUUUUGAAAAAUAUCUGACCGGAAGUACUACUCUAGAAAGUCAGUUACCACUUCCGGCGUUACCACCUUCUUUGUCUACGGCCCAGGAUUUCGCUAUCAGUGGCUGUCCAGUUUUCCCUUUUGUUUUGAGGAUAUAUUACCUUGUACAUCUUAGAUUUUUUUUUUUUUUUUACAUUUAAUGACUCUCGACUCUGAUUUAUUUAUGCCUAAAAGUAAAGCUCCAAAAAUGGAUGACCUGGACUACAUCCCAGUAGACUUGAGCCCAGAGGAGCGUUCUGAGCUGGAGGACAUCCGCAGGAGGAAGGGCAUCCUGCUGCAAGAGAUCCAGAGGCUCAGGGAGGAAUUAAGAGAAGCAAUCUUAGAAGUAGAAGGACUGGAGACUAGCACAGAGGGCAGUAAAACACUACAGAAAAGUCGACAUGUAGCAAUGGGACGGAAGAAAUUCAACAUGGACCCAAAAAAGGGCAUCAUGUUCCUGGUGGAGAACGAGCUGCUCCGACACACACCAGAGGACAUCGCUCAGUUCUUGUACAAGGGGGAAGGCCUCAACAAGACUGCCAUAGGAGAUUACCUGGGGGAGAGAGAUGACUUUAAUAUCAAAGUGCUUCAAGCUUUCGUCGACCUCCAUGAGUUCACUGACCUCAACCUUGUGCAAGCCCUCAGACAGUUUCUCUGGAGCUUCCGUUUGCCCGGUGAGGCGCAAAAGAUCGACAGAAUGAUGGAGGCCUUCGCUCAGAGAUACUGUCACUGCAACGCCGGCGUCUUCCAGAGUACAGACACGUGUUAUGUUCUUUCCUUUGCCAUAAUCAUGCUGAACACAAGCCUCCACAACCCCAACGUGAGGGACAAACCUGGACUGGACCGCUUCAUCUCCAUGAACCGAGGCAUCAACGAGGGGGGAGACCUGCCAGAGGAGCUGCUGCGAAAUCUAUAUGAAAGCAUUAAAAACGAGCCCUUCAAGAUCCCGGAGGACGACGGCAACGAUCUGACGCACACCUUCUUCAACCCCGACAGAGAGGGCUGGCUUCUCAAACUGGGGGGGCGUGUAAAAACCUGGAAGCGUCGAUGGUUCAUCCUCACAGAUAACUGCCUUUAUUACUUUGAAUACACCACAGAUAAGGAACCGCGUGGCAUCAUUCCUUUGGAAAACCUCAGCAUCCGUGAGGUAGAAGACCCGAGGAAACCUAACUGCUUUGAGCUGUACAUCCCCAACAACCGCGGCCAGCUGAUCAAGGCCUGUAAGACUGAAGCGGACGGGCGAGUGGUGGAAGGAAACCACAUGGUGUACCGCAUCUCCGCCCCCACACCGGAGGAGAAGGACGAGUGGAUCCACAGCAUCAAAUCUGCUGUAAGCGUGGAUCCCUUCUACGAAAUGCUGGCCGCCAGGAAGAAGCGUAUAUCUCUGAAGAAGAAAGAGGAGCAGCCGUAGAACGCCCACCCCAGCCCACCGUGACUUUUUGGUAUUCCUCCUCCAACACUUUUUCUUCCAUCCAGAAGGAACGAUUAUCCUGUCUGCAAGACUUUUGAAAAGCCACAACCAAAGUGAGACGUUGUGGCUAGUACUCAUGCUGCUGCUGUUACAACCCCCCUCACCCCAAUAACCACACCAGAAAACCCCGUCUGUCUUAGUACGCCUGAAACCUGAUCAGGACAAACGUUACUCUGUUAGCAUUUCAUCAUCAUUUCAAGGAUUUAAAGAGAGAAUCCUGCUUUGUUUUUGACUAAUUUGACCUGCACUUCUGUUAUUAAAGUGUAUAUAACCUAGAAAAUAAAAAAGAAAAAGUCAGUAAUUAAGCAAACUAGAGUAAAUUGUUGGUUUAAGUGGCUCUUGCAUGUCUAGUAACGGGAAGUCCAUAUUUUUUAGCUUGUACAGUGGAGGAAAAGCACAGAAAAAUAUUGUUUUAAACAUACUUCCUUAUUAGUUUGAAUCUAAUUUUGAUUAGUUGGUGAAUCCGAGUCAAAAUGUGAAUUUAAAACACUCACUUUGCAUCUAAUAACGAACACACCUGUCAGAUUUGAUCACAGCUUCCUCAUCCGUAAAGAGAUUUGAACAUUUAUCUCCGCUAGAUUUUGCAGUCAUGACGAGUGUGGAGGUGGCAGCUUCCAUAUAUAUUGUAGCAUCUCUCACAGUGAGCAAUAGCAGAGCUGGGGCAUUGUAUUAUGAAACCCUCUAAUCUAUACUGAGCAGUCAACUCCAAAGCAUGCUGUAGCUCCAUCUCCCUCCAUCACAGAUAACAGACAUCCCAUCAGCAGUAAUACAUGUCCACUGUGCUCCAGUGAGUGGAUGAAAGCACAACGGCAGCUCAUUUCAUUGUGUACACUUUAUUUGUAAAUAGACCUUAGCACAUUUGUUUACGAAACUCAUAGAAAUGAUUUAAUUUAUUUAUCUUUUGUUAAGAAUUUUUGUACGACUGCAUGUUGAAAUGGAUCUUCAUUACUAAUGCAUCUUUGACCAUGUUGUUGCACUAAUGGGACGGUAUUAGUGUUUGGAAUUUGUAAUGGAUAAUGAAGUUAAGGGAAUGAUUUUUUAUUUAGAAAAAAAAGAUGUAUUUGUAGUGCAAAAAAAAAGUACUUGUUUUUUUUCUGCAUUUGUGUGCUAUUUCCCACCCUUAUUUGUCAUAUUUUUUCAGACUCAGUGAAGCUCAGGCAGAGACAAGCUUUCCCCCCUCUGCUCCCGAGUGUUAGCUGACGUUAGCUUGCUAGCUAAAAUCCCCUUUUUAUAGCACAUGUACAGAAGUAGAGACGGUUAAAAAAACACAAAAACAUUCAGCAGUAAUAACCCAAUAAUAGACUAACCCACGGUUUAAAUGUGUCUCUUAAAUUGGCAUCUUUGACUGUAGAUUAAAUAACUGUCUUUGGCACUUUAUCAUGUUUGGAAAAACACAGUUAUUGAUUGGCUUCAGUGGCUCCCUCUGCUGGUCGUCCUGUGCGCUGCAAUAUGCUAAAAGAACCACAGCAGCUUCAUUCAGUCACUUCCAGCUAUAACUACUAACUUACCAUGCCCGUUUCAUGUACUGUUAAUUAAUUACUGUCAGUUUACUCUGGAUAUACACACUGUGUCACUUUUGUGUAUGUCUGAAGAUGAGUCACUCCCUUUUACACAUUAAAAUUGUUGCCUUUUAUCCUGUUUGUUCUCCUGUUCUUCACAGGAAACAGCUGUUACUUUCUGUCGAUUUUUAAAGGGAAAAGUUGCCAAAUUAAGAUGGCAAUAAUCAGAUCAAAGGCAAGAAUGAACACUAAGAUGAUCACAAUAAAUGAAAUGUUGUUUGGUCGGUCUCACUACAAAGCAGCCUGUUUCUGAAAGUUUUUUUUUGUAUUUAUUUAUUUUUGUUUACUGUGAAGUGAUACAUCAUUUGUACAUGUAUCCAAUGGAAAACCAUGACAUGUUGAUGCCAGUAAACUGUAUAACAAUAAAAGGUCAAGAGAGA
Messenger RNA from Oryzias melastigma (Indian medaka), 3921 nucleotides. RefSeq names its product cytohesin-2 (gene cyth2). Lineage: Eukaryota; Metazoa; Chordata; Actinopteri; Beloniformes; Adrianichthyidae. The record is from RefSeq and is a predicted model, not a curated record. Bases 672 to 1922 code for a protein of 416 amino acids. Gene Ontology annotation, biological process: regulation of ARF protein signal transduction. Gene Ontology annotation, molecular function: guanyl-nucleotide exchange factor activity. The transcript has 12 exons.